AGAAGGUUUUGCUUUUCUCUGACUACACUAUUUUCUCUAGUCAUUCCGUUUGUCACUGAUAUAAUAUGCCUGAACAGGCGUGAUCGCACCUCCCAAUGAGGGCUCAUUGGCCGUGGAGAUGUGGACAUUUCUCAGAUGCUAUCACAAAUAGGUGUAAAGAGACGUGGCAGGUCAAAAUUUGCACCUGCACUUGGUAAACGGAGCAUACCAGACCAGAGGAUGACCCAAACAAAACUGCUUGAACUCCGCAAAGCACCAACCACUCCUCGGCCCAGAAAGGUUGUCCUGAAAUGAAAUACCAUGCCGCAAAUAUCACGUUGGUCUGCUGAUUGGGGCAAGCCCUUCUACGGAAACAGGAAUAGAAACAUCAGCUAUGUGAGAAAGCAUUCCAUGGCCUGUAUUUUAUUACUUACUCAUUUAGAAUGCUUGUUCCAGUUUGAUUUAUUACACUCAUUUCUCACUGUACAAGGUUUUCAGGCUUUACUUCUGUAUUUAUGUUUUACUUCUGUAUAUUAUGUGUUUGUGGUUAGGCCUGGGCCGAAAACAAAUUUUGCUUAGCGAUAUAUUGACCCACAAAUUAUUGCCGAUAAAUAAUAUUAUUGCCAUUAUUUUUAUGAGACCUACAUACAUAAUAACAAUGCAUGUACUGUACAUCCUUUUAAAUGCAAUAAACGUAUAUUUCUCAUAUAUUUUGACUUUGUAAUUGGAAAGGUUUAAAUCUCCAAGUUGAAUAAAACAAAUAAUAGAAAUAAAAUAUACUUGGUCUGUAGGCAAAAUUUUGCACUUGAAUUAAAAUCUCAACAUAAAGCAAUACAAUAUCUUAAAAAAGGGGUGGGGGAUCUCAAAAACAAGCAAAACAAUAAAUAAAAUGGCUAAAUAAAGUAUUGACAAACAAAAUAGUACUUCAAUAUUGAACAUGUAGGCAAAGGUAGAGUUGUACAUUACUUAACUGACAAUCAAGUUAGGACCUUAGGGUUUCCCCUAAACUACCAAAAUACCUGUGGCGGUGGGCGCGUGGUCACAAUGACGUCAUCGAGGAAUUAGCAUAAUUUGUUAUGAUUUUUUUUUUUUUUUUAAAGGCUCAAAAAAUGUAUGCAUACAUUUAAAACACAUUUUUUUGUCGUUAUGGCAUAUUUUUUAAUUGUUACAGCCUUUUGUACAAGGUACUUUGUUGAGAUUGUUUUUAUGUGUUUCCAGACUUUUAAUGACUUUUUUUUAAUUAAAAACAACCAGCAGCAAAUGUAGCAUCUUCUUCUAGUGUUAUUAUAAAAUGUGCUCAUGUUUAGAGACUUAACUUCUGUCCCUCGAUGUUGCUGACUAUAAAGGCUCUCUGCAGCGAGCAUGACAUCACACUUGCUUGGCACUGUUGCUCUAGUAGGACUUUCUCUUCUUAAAAGCCACCACUCUUAAUAUUUGCACAUUUUGUAGAUGGCUGUCCACGGGUAUACCUGCACAAUAUAUACAAAUUACAUCCACAUCACAGACAUGCUGACAAUGCUCCAGACAAUGGCGUGUGUUUUGUUUACAUCUAGUUUUGGUAGCGUGGGUUUUAUGUUUGUGUGGUUUGGAUUUGAUGUUGGUUUAUUCCAUGUUUGCAAACACACCGUCCUGAAAGGUGAUUGGCGGAGAAUGAGGAAGUGUUGUUGUGUGUCCGGGGAAGCGCAGUAUUUGCACGGGAGGUAAAACAUGUUGGAGUUGUGCGGUUUGUUAUAACAUUGGUAAUAAAAUAGCGUCAGACUUUGUGAUUUCUUCUGGGGCUACAAUUUACUAUAUUAAUUUAAUUUGUUUUCAAGUAAAAAAAACAACUUAUUUUUAAGGUAAUAAAAAUGCAGUGGCGGCGCGCCACUUUCAAUUACAUUAAGGGGAAACCCUAGACCUUCUUAAACUAAAGUGCGGAGUAACAAUAAAACAACAUAAACACUAAAUUAUCAUCAGACGUAUUAACAGGUCAAAUGCAAAAAAAACUUCAGUCUGGCAGAUUCCGAGUGACAAACACCGACAUGACAUGACAACAUGAAAAAUGUCUGUUAAACAUUUGCAGCACUUUGAGAAGUGCUAGUUUUUCAACAGUAUUAAAUGGCAGCAUGUCUUUGGCAAUGUAUUUAACCACACUUUCUAUGAGCACACACUAUUUUGUACUGUUAUGAGAUAGGCUCCAGCACCCCCCGCGACCCCAAAAGGGACAAGCGGUAGAAAAUGGGAUGGAUGGAUGUUUGCAUGGACCUGGCUUGUUCAACAAACGCAAACUGCUACAUGCUCACUACUUGCACUGUGUGAUGCUAGCGGGCCAGCCUCACCAAACAAAGAGUGUGGAGCCCAUCAACAUCCAGGGACGUGAAGUGGCAGUAGUGGGGCAGUACAAGUACCUGGGAGUCCACUUGAAUAGCAGACUGGACUGGAAGGACAACAGCAAAGCUGCAUACAAGAAGGGCAUGAGCAGACUGUUUUUCCUGAGGAAGCUUAGGUCCUUUAAUGUGUGCAGCAAGCUGUUGGAGAUAUUUUUUCAGUAUUUUGUGGCCAGUGCCCUGUACUUUGCAGAUGUUUGUUGGGGGAGCAGCACCAGCAAAAGGGACUUCAACCGGAUUGACAAACUGAUCCGGAAAGCCGGCCAAAGUAUUGGCACACAGUUGGAGGCGUUUGUAUCAGUGAGGGACAGGAGGACACUGGACAAACUGCUCGCCAUCAUGGACAAUCCUGCCCACCCACUUUACCAGACAAUUGAGGGACAGUGGAGCUCAUACUCCAACAGGCUCCUCCAGUCCUUCAUUCUGCACUCCAUCCAGCUGCAUAAUCAUUCGCCAUACAGCAAUAGAUGAUAUCUGUCUAUUACCUGACCGCUUCUAUGUAAGCUACCUCUCUUUGUUUAUAAUGUAUAUUUUCUGCUGGAUCUACUCUCUAUUUUAUGUUCACCUUUUUUUUGCUGCAGCUGUUACAUAUACUGUAAUAUUGUACAUGGUAAUUGGGAUUUGUUAUAUAUUGUAUAUAUUAUAUAGAAAUAUAAUAUAAUACAAUAAUAUAAUAUAUCAGUAUAUAUUAUAUACUGUAUAUAUAAUAUGUAAAUAUUAUAUUUUAUAUUGGUACUAUGGUACAUUUUUGUCUACCUUAUACCUGCAUUUUCAUCCUUACCCUUUCCAUCCUUUGUAACUGAGCUACUGUGUGGAACAAUUUCCCUUGUGGGUUUGUCUUAGUCUAAGUCUAAUAAGUGUAAGACACUUAAUGAGGACACUGUAAUUUACCUCCUUCUUUUCAUUUCGCUAUGGUACAAACAUGCGUAGCCGCUAGAAGCGACAAAAAGCGUGAAUGCUAUUUAAGCAUGGAUAUGGCGAUUUAUCGACGCUGGAAAAUUUACCAACUUAAUUUUAAUUUUGUUGUCGGUUAAUUGACUUAUCGAAUAUCGGCCCAUGCCUAUUUGUAGUCCAAACAAAAAUAUGUCCACGGUAAGACCAAUAAGUUAAAAUGCUCUGUUAUUGGUUGUAUUAACUAGCACAGGUCACCACACAAACCUUCAGCCUCAUGUAAAGAAAUAAAAAGUGCCUAGUGCCUACAUAACUUUUUGUUUCAUGACAAUGUACCUACUCCAAUGCAGGGCCCAGUGACACGGACAUGAAGCACAAAGCCUGGCUAAGGCCCCUUCUACACUAAACCGGCUAAGGUUAUCCAGGGUAAUUCCCACCUAACCUUAUCCUUGUCCACACACACACAAUGAUCGUUUUUUUUAAUCACAUCCACGGGAGCCCGCAUUCUCGUUGUCUCUCCUUCAACAAAUGGAUGAAGCUUUUCGGUAAGUAGAAUCACAGCUGACCUGGACAUUCAAAAGUUCUCUUGCCGUCUGAGAUGUGUUGUAUCCGAAAUAGCUGCAAUCUCGCGUUUUCUUCUCUUAAGGUAUUCAUGUGUGAUUUACACAAGCGUUUCUACAGACGGAAGGAGAAACAGGUGCAUGUCUGGAUGAUUCGCCUCCAUAUUUCCAGUGGUUAGCUCCGAGUUACGAAACCGCUUUAUUAUGAAGCUGGCAGUGGCGCGUUCUUGCUGACGUCACUUCCUGUUGGGGCGCGGUCUUUCUGGCGUUAAUUCCUCUCCGAACUCAGUUUGUAAACGAUCAAUGAGUCCAUACAAAGCUAAGAGCCAGCGAUUCAAGAAAUUGACGGCGCAUUUACCCGUGUAAAAAAAUAUCCAAGGAGGGGAACCUUAAACGAUGAAUUAGUGUGGCCAAAACGGGGCUCAGGCUAAAUAUUUAUUUGUUUAAGGGGUUAUCCGGCUUAGUGUAGACAUAGCCUAAGAGCCCCGUCUCGGUCUGAGCACAAUGUACAAAAGAAUUUAUCCAAACUACCAGUUCGGACAAUUAAUGCCAAUAGUGGUAAAUCCAGUAGCUUGACAAAUGUAAUGAUGCGUUGUUGUUUUAAAAAUCGUGAGAAAGACAUUAAAAUAACACAUAUACCUGUAUACUAACAGCUUUAUGCCACUGAAAGACAUCAAAGGAGAAAGCUAAAACUAACCUUUGAAAUGCUUUCAUCUUCUGUGUUCUGAAGUUUCGGUUCGUUGAUAAAAUAUGCUGCUG
Molecule: messenger RNA, 4555 nt
Organism: Entelurus aequoreus (snake pipefish)
Lineage: Eukaryota; Metazoa; Chordata; Actinopteri; Syngnathiformes; Syngnathidae
Exons: 2
Coding region: 2202-2816 (204 amino acids)
Molecular function (GO): methyltransferase activity; 2-oxoglutarate-dependent dioxygenase activity
Source: RefSeq, a predicted model, not a curated record